CAGCCACCUGGCUCCGCUGUUUGAUAAUCCCAAGCUGGAUCGUGAGCUGCGCUCCAUGCUGAGGGAACGUUUCCCCGAGUUCUGCACCUCCCCCUCGCCCCCCACCGAGGUGAAGAUGGAGGAGUCCGUAACCAUGGAGAUGGACAACAACGUCCUGGACAAGGAGGAGGGUUGCUACGACGCCACCGAGGCGGCCUUCAGCGACGACGAGGAGGAGGUGAACAACAAAGGGAAGAAGCAGCGGGAGUUCCGCUUCCAGCCAAUCAAAGAAGAGAUCAUCGAGGAGCCGGCGGACAUCACGCCCUUCCAGGACCAGCUGGAGGACGUGAUGAAGGACAAGGUCCUGCAGCUCCAGAAAGCUAGCGAUGCAGAGAACCAGUGCGAGGUGAUGCAGGACAUCGUAGACCUCAUCCUGGAGGACGACUUUGACCCUGAGCAGAUGUCCACUCUGGCCUCCUGCCUGGCUGAGCUGUUCAAAGGUCACUUCAGAGGAGACGUCCUACCAGACGAGAUCACCGAGGAGUCUCUGGAGGAGUCGGUGUGUAAGCCGGUGUGCCUGGUGUUCAGGAACCUGUGUACCAUGCAGGAGGACAACAGCGGCUUCUCGGUCCUGUUGGACAUGCUGGCCGAGCUGUACCAGAAGCAGCCCAAGAUCGGCUACCACCUGCUGUACUACCUCAAGGCUAGUAAGGCGGCGAUGGGGAAGAUGAGUCUGUACGAGUCGUUCGCCCAGGCCACGGCGCUGGGGGACCUCCACACCUGCCUCAUGAUGGACAUGAAGGCCUGCCAGGAGGACGACGUGAGGCUGCUCUGCUACCUCACGCCCUCCAUCUACUCCCAGUUUCCAGAUGAGACCCUGCGUAGUGGAGAGUUGCUUAAUAUGAUUGUUGCCGUUAUCGACUCAACACAGCUCCAGGAGUUGAUGUGUCACGUGAUGAUGGGGAAUCUUGUCAUGUUCAGGAAGGACUCUGUACUCAACAUCCUCAUUCAGUCUCUGGACUGGGAGACGUUCGAACAGUACAGCACCUGGCAGCUGUUCCUGGCUCACAGCAUCGCCAUGGAAACAAUCAUCCCCAUCCUGCACCAUCUCAAGUAUAAAGAACACCCGGAGGCUCUGUCCUGUCUGCUGCUUCAACUGAGGAGAGAAAAGCCCAGCGAGGACAUGGUGAAGAUGGUCCUGAGUCGGCCCUGUAACCAUGACGACCAGUUCACCACCAGCAUCCUGAGGCACUGGGCGGCCAAGCAGGACGACGCCCUGGGAGAGCACAUCAAGACCCAGCUGAUCAAGAACAACAACCAGCCCCGCAAACGACAGAGUCUGCGUAGCUCCAGCAGUAAGCUUGCUCAGCUGACCCUGGAACAGAUCCUGGAACAUCUGGACAACCUGAGACUGAGCCUGACGCACACCAAGAACAGCUUCUUCAGUCAGACUCCCAUCCUCCAAGCCCUCCAACACGUCCAGGCCAGCUGUGAUGAGGCCCACAAGAUGAGGUACAGCGACCUGUUCUCAUUGGCUGAGGAGUACGAGGACUUCCAGUCGAAGCCUCUGAAGUCCCGCCGUAAGGCUCCGGCCUCUUCGCCGCGCUCCCGCAAGGGGGCGGCGCCCCCGGCAACCGAGGAGGACAGCGUGUCCAGCAGUGCCUCGGAGGAGGAAGAUUCGAAGCCGAAGGCGCCCAAGAGGAAGAGGAAGUGCUCGUCCGCUGUGGGCUCCGACAGCGACUGAACCAAUCACAGAGCAGCGCCAUGUGGCGAGGGCCUGUCAAACCAAGUCGGGAUGGGGGCGUGGCUACGGUGUGGGGGCGUGGCUACGGGGUGGGGGCGUGCCGAUUGGUCCUCCAGGGAUCAGAGGUCAGACAUUGUGAUGCUGCACUUCUUUAACGAUCGCCAAGGAUUUUAUUUGUUUUACCAGCUGGUCUCUUCUCAUUGGAGGGUAUCAACUCCUCUCUCUCCAUUGGACGGUAUCAACUCCUCUCUCCUCAUUGGAGGGUAUCAACUCCUCUCUCUCCAUUGGACGGUAUCAACUCCUCUCUCUCCAUUGGACGAUAUCAACUCCUCUCCCCAUUGGACGGUAUCAACUCCUCUCUCCCCAUUGGACGGUAUCAACUCCUCUCUCCCCAUUGGACGGUAUCAAGGCCACGUACCCUGGGAUUGGAUGUUAUAAAGGCCUUGACUGGAUGAUUGAAAAACACUUUUUCACUUAUUUCUUUCUACUGACCUAUUUUCAUAACACAGCUGAGUGCGAACCAAUAAAAUGGCUGAAAAC
Messenger RNA from Gadus chalcogrammus (walleye pollock), 2263 nucleotides. RefSeq names its product integrator complex subunit 3-like. The coding region runs from base 56 to 1723 and encodes 555 amino acids. Gene Ontology annotation, cellular component: cytoplasm. Lineage: Eukaryota; Metazoa; Chordata; Actinopteri; Gadiformes; Gadidae. The transcript has 16 exons. The record is from RefSeq and is a predicted model, not a curated record.